ACAUCGAUCAGUCGAUCGAUCGAUCUGUUAAUCUGUCUGUAUCGAUCUACAUACCAGCGGUUUGUGCAGCGCAAGCAGAUAAAGCCUGCGCUGGGAGGGCGAAUGGAAACCGUCGUGUUAAAGAAGAAAGGGGGGGCAUGUCCGGGUCCGAAUCCACGAGCUUCAAACAGGAACCCCUGGACCUGACGAUGGAGGCCUGCAUGCAGAACCGGGGGGGCACCGAGGAGGGGGCCCCGACCCCAGAGCCCGACCCUGGAGACGAAGAGCAAGACACUUCCGACGAGGCAGAGGAGCCAGCUGAGCUACGCCAGCAAGAGCCUGCUGGUCUCGGAGCUGGAGAAGGUGAAGAUGUAUCGGGAUUGGGAGGAGGAGGGGGAGGGGGGGGAGGUCUCCACGCCUGCCCUCUCUGUGGCAAGUGUUUCAGCACGCCGUGGGUCCUGAAACUCCACCAGGAACGCCACGGCCCGCUCCCCUACAGCUGCCCCGACUGCGGGAAGAGCUUCGCUCGGCGCGGCAGUGGCAGCUACUCCCUGCACCUCGAGUCCUGCUCCUGCCCGCGCGCCUCCCCCUCCCCCUACCGCUGCGCCGACUGCGGCCGCAGCUUCAAGGACUUCACCUACUUCACCAACCACCAGAAGAUCCACCGCGGGCUCAGCCCCUUCUGGUGCCAGGUGUGCGGCAAGAACUUCGCCAAAGCCUCUCACCUCACCUCCCACCAGAGCACCCAUUGCUCCCUUCGGCUGUACUCCUGCAAGGGCUGCGGGGAGAGCUUCCGGACCCCCUCGCUGAUGGGGGAGCACCAGUGCAAGGCUGGGAACAGGGCUGAGAAGGGAGGAGGUGGGGAUGGGGAUGGGGAGGGGGCGCUGUACAGGUGCCCCGACUGCGACUCCCUGUUCGGUUCCCUCCCCAGCCUGGUUUCCCACCAGCAGUUGAUCCACCAGCUCUCGGAUGAGCUGCCCUACCACUGUGAGACCUGCGGGGAACGCUUCGCCGGGGCCAAGGAGCUGGGGCGCCACGGCAAGACCCACAAGGCCAAGCGCCACGCCUGCGGGCAGUGCGGCAAGAGCUUCAGCUACUUCGCCAACUACUACACCCACCAGCAGCUCCACAACGGCCGGCCAGACCUGGAGAGCAAGGGGCGCUGGCGAUACCGCUGCCGGGACUGCGACAGGAUAUUCUGGGAUGCCCAGGAGCUCAGGGAGCACAGGAAGGUCCACGGGGAGGCUGGGGGGCAGCAGCAGCAGCAGGAGGAGGAGGAGGAGCAGCAGCUGGAGGGGGAGGGAGGAUCAGAGAGGAGGAGGAGGAGGAGGACCAAUGAUAAGAAGGGGAAGGUAGCUCCCAAAGCAGCCAGCUUGGACAGCGGCAACAGCAAGGGGAGAGAGGAGCCGGGGAUGGGAGGAGAGGAGGAGGAGAGGCAGGACCGAGGAGGAGAUGCAGCAGCUGGUAAUGAUGCUGACGAAAUGGAAGAGGCGCAGGAAGAGGAGGAGGAGGAGGAGAAGGAGGUGAAGAACAAGAGAGAAGGGAGGAAGCCGCUGAACGAGGGGCAGCACAGGUGCAGCUUCUGUGGCCUGAGGUUCAAGAAGAAGUGCCACCUGGAGGACCACCUGCUCUUCCACAGCGGCCAGAAGCCUUACGUGUGCAGCGAGUGUGGCAAGAUCUUCAGCCACUACCCGUACUUCAAGAGCCACCUGGCGGUGCACCGGGGCGCCCGCCCCUUCGAGUGCCCGCACUGCGGGAAGGUUUUCUGCGUGGUCUCGCAGCUGAACCGCCACGCGCGCAUCCACACGGGGGAGAAGCCCUACAGCUGCAAGGUGUGCGGCAAGAGCUUCGCCGACAGCACCAACUGCAAGAGGCACCAGCGGUCGCACCUCAAGGACAAGCAGCUGGCACAGCGGCCCCCGAGCCAGACGCAGCUGCACCGCGCCGGCAGGAGGAGGGGAGAGGGGGCCCCUGCUGUGCCCAUGCUGCCGUCUAAGAGGGGCCGCCCAUCGCGCUCCAAGAAGGGAGCGGUAGAGCCCCCCCUCCCCCAGUGAGACAUCCCCCUCGUGGAAGGGGAGGGGAGCUGCAGGUGUGAGAGGUUGAGUCCGAGGACUCUGUGCUGACACAGAGGGGGUGUGAUGUGUAAAUAUCUAUAGAAUAGCCUUUUUUUUUUUUAAUCAGCUGUUAUGUUUUUGCUCAGAUAACCCAGCUUCCCAAUGUUUCAGUGUGUUUGAAAACAAACAACAGAAACGUAUUUAUUAUUCUCUUAAAAAAGACACCCCCUAGCAAAUCAGACACGUGGUUUCAGACGAAGAGAUGAUA
This is a messenger RNA of Polyodon spathula (Mississippi paddlefish), 2301 nucleotides long. Its product is annotated as zinc finger protein 2-like. The coding region runs from base 138 to 2033 and encodes 631 amino acids. The transcript is spliced from 3 exons. The record is from RefSeq and is a predicted model, not a curated record. Gene Ontology annotation, molecular function: RNA polymerase II transcription regulatory region sequence-specific DNA binding; DNA-binding transcription factor activity, RNA polymerase II-specific. NCBI's taxonomy places the organism in Eukaryota, Metazoa, Chordata, Actinopteri, Acipenseriformes, Polyodontidae. Gene Ontology annotation, cellular component: nucleus. Gene Ontology annotation, biological process: regulation of transcription by RNA polymerase II.